Didymosphaeria variabile is the source of this 534-nucleotide messenger RNA. RefSeq lists its product as uncharacterized. The record is from RefSeq and is a predicted model, not a curated record. The coding region runs from base 1 to 534 and encodes 177 amino acids. The transcript is spliced from 2 exons. Lineage: Eukaryota; Fungi; Ascomycota; Dothideomycetes; Pleosporales; Didymosphaeriaceae.
AUGGCAGCCAGAACCGGGGCUCAGCGCUUCGUGAAAUACACACUCGAACCCCAAGGCAUAUAUGCCAGAAUCAAGCGCUUCCUCGCCAUCGACCCCGGCCGGUCUUCGGGUAUCCCACUGAACGUUUCAUACCGCAACCCAGCUCCCGCAGGUGUCGAUCCUAUGGCCUACGACGACCCUGUUACCAUGCCAGCUGCUGAUAUCGCUGAGAACCCAUACUGGAAGCGCGACGUGCGACGCCGCUACCCGCAGCUCUCAACCGUUACCCAGGCUGAUGCUGUAGCGUUGCUGGAACUUGGAAGCGCGGCGGCGCCGAAGCAGGAAUUGGUCGGCGAGGCAGGCUCGAAGCAGCUGGUCGCUGCGCAAGAGGAGGGUGUGAAGGGCUUGGCUGUGGCUUUCGAGAAGAACACUGGGCUUGCGAAAGAUGUGCUGGGACCCGGUGGAAUGCCUCCGCUGCCGAGUGGCAUGAGCAGCGCCGCGCUAGGAGAGAAGCGAUAUGAGAUCGACUCAACACACGGUUUUCCCGAGCAGUAA